AAAAAAAAAAAAAAAAAAUCGUAACUCUUUCAUUUUAUCAAAAUUGUCUCAGCAAUGUUAAAACAAAUAGUUCAAUGUAACAAUACCAAGAUCGGCCAUGUUGCUAUAAGACAAUUUUCAACAAGCUCUAUUAUACUUGCAGGUCGCCAAACAGGUUCUCGUAGAAAAGCGGAAAAGAAAUACGACGUUGACUUUAUGCCAACCUUUGAUUUUGAUGACCAGACAACCAUUGGUCAUAAUUUAUUUGAAAAUAUUAGACAUGUACGUCAAUAUUUGAGAAAGACAGAAUAUGAAUUACCUAAAUUGAGUGCAUUUGCCAAACCUUUUGAACCACCUAAAGAAAACGAGAUAUUAAAAUUUAAAACACAUACUUAUCUCGGUGAAGGACAUCCUGUAGAGCGUAAAGUUGUAUUGAGUGUCAAAGUAGACGAUUUAGGAUUGAACGAGACGGAAAAACACAAGUUUUUAUUAUUGAGUGGACCAAGGUAUAAUGUCAAUACUGAAGAAUUGAUCAUUUCUUGUGAACGAUUUCCUCGUCGUAAGCAAAAUAAAAAAUUUAUAAUGGACACAUUACAAAAGUUGAUCAAGGAGGCAAAGGAUACCAAAGAUACUUUUGCCGAUAUUCCUCUUAAUUUACCAAAACCAAAGCAAAGAUUAGAGUUUCCUAAGGAAUGGAUACGAUCACCUGUUACUGCUUCUGAAGAGUCUCCUGUCAUUUCUACAGAAAAGACAGCUCAAGUAUUUGAAGAAAUUGCUGAAACUGCUAGUACAAAACAUAAUGUAAUCAUUGAUGAAAAAACAGUUCAAUAAUGUUUAUAAACAAUUGUGUAUAUUAUAAUACAUGUUUUAUAAUAGAGUAUUUUUAUUUUAUUUUAUUUUAUUUACUAAAUAUAUAACAUAUACAAAUAUAUGUGUUUAACCUGGCAAGUUGGAUUUGCAAAUAAAGAGG
Molecule: messenger RNA, 949 nt
Organism: Cokeromyces recurvatus
Lineage: Eukaryota; Fungi; Mucoromycota; Mucoromycetes; Mucorales; Mucoraceae
Product: mitochondrial ribosomal subunit protein-domain-containing protein
Exons: 3
Coding region: 55-810 (251 amino acids)
Biological process (GO): mitochondrial translation
Cellular component (GO): mitochondrial small ribosomal subunit
Molecular function (GO): structural constituent of ribosome
Source: RefSeq, a predicted model, not a curated record